Girardinichthys multiradiatus is the source of this 1982-nucleotide messenger RNA. Its product is annotated as heat shock 70 kDa protein 12A-like. Gene Ontology annotation, molecular function: ATP-dependent protein folding chaperone; ATP binding. Bases 47 to 1753 code for a protein of 568 amino acids. Lineage: Eukaryota; Metazoa; Chordata; Actinopteri; Cyprinodontiformes; Goodeidae. The record is from RefSeq and is a predicted model, not a curated record. The transcript is spliced from 4 exons.
ACUGGUUUUCAGUUGCUCAUCUUGACUGGCAGAACAUGUUCCUACAAUGGGUGACUCCUUUGUCAUAGCCAUAGACUUUGGUACUACGUACAGUGGAUAUGCUUUCAAUAUCACAAAGAGAGAAGAACAAAGUGAUCCUACUUUAAAGAAAUGGGGAGAACGACAUGGACUGAACACCCCAAAGACUCCAACCUGUAUCUUGUUUAAUCAAAAAGAAGAAUUCCUGAAGUUUGGUUAUGAAGCCAGAGAAGCCUACCUCAAGAUGAAAGGAGAAGAAGCAAAAAGACAUUAUUUCUUUCAAGAAUUCAAGAUGGCUCUCUAUGGUAAAAAGCUUCACCAGGAUCUUAAGAUUAAAUCAGCAAAUGGACAGGAAAUGAAAGCUCUGAAGGUUUUCUCUGACUCUCUGAGAUUCCUGAAGGAUGACGCACUGAAUACAAUCAAUUCCAAAGCAGCAGGUAUGAAGUUCAAUGCUUCUGACUUCACCUGGGUGCUGACUGUUCCUGCCAUCUGGGAUGUGUCAGCUAAACAGUUCAUGAGAGAAGCUGCAACCCAGGCUGGUAUUGUAACAGAAGAAACUCAAGACAAACUGGUGAUUGCACUGGAACCAGAAGCAGCUUCAGUCUGGUGUAAGAAGCUUCCAUCUGACGGUUUCAUCUCAGAGAACCACAGCAAAAACUCCCUUGAUCAGAGACCAGGAAUUCAGUACAUCCUUGUUGACUGUGGAGGAGGAACUAUUGACAUCACUGUUCACAAAAUCCUUAAAGGCGGAGCUCUGAAGGAGCUGAACAAGCCCUCUGGAAAUUAUCUGGGAGGACAAAAUGUGGACAGAAAAUUCAAACAGUUCUUGAGAGAAAUUUUCUGUGAAGAAGUUUGGGAGGAAUAUGAAAGAAAAUACCCCAGGGAGCUACAAAAAAUUAUGUAUGAUUUUACCAUUCUAAAACAGGUAGAUGAAGAUGUUCAGAUCAGCUGCCCAUUUAAUCUGGCAAUGUUGGCCCAGAAAAAUAAUGAAAUGGAAAAUUACUUUGACUCUGUGCAAGGAGCAUCCUGGAAAGAAGGAGCCAUCAACAUAUCCAGAGACAAACUGAGGUCUUUCUUUUAUGAGAGUCUGCAGGGCAUCACCGAGUGUCUCAGAGACGUAUUUAAAAAAGAUCUCAGCAUUGAGUACAUUCUGUUAGUGGGGGGGUAUGCUGAAAGCAAAAUACUGCGUCAGCACAUUAAUGAUCAAUUUAGUGAACAAUGUGGAAUCCUCUGUCCUUUUAGACCCCAGGAGGCAAUCCUGAGAGGAGCAGUAGAGUUUGGAAGAAACCCAAAGAUUGUGAAGUCUCGGAAAAGUGGCUUUACUUAUGGGUUGGCCGUUCUUAAAAGGUUUGAUGAGUCCAAACAUAUGGGGAAGGAGAAAUACAGAGCUGAUGGAAAAGAGUGGUGUAAGAACGUUUUCAAAAAACUGGUGGAAGAAGGUGAAGAUCUGGGCUGGGAUGAAACCAGAGAACAUGUCCUGGAUGCAGUAGAUCCAGAUCAGACAGAGAUGAGUGUUAGAUUCUUUAGGACUGAAAGAAAGGAUCCAGGAUAUGUAGAUGACUGGGGGGUAGAUGAAGUAGGUUCAUUGAAAGUUAAACUCUGUGAUCCUAAAAGAAGCAGAGAACGUAAAGUGAAAGUGGAAAUAAAGUUUGGCUCCACAGAGAUAACAGCAACAGGGACAGACCUGAAUACUGGAGAGAAAAACACAAUUAAAUUAGAUUUCAUGACCUCCUAAAAUAUUUCUAUUUAUCACAUUGCAGAUGUUCACAGUUAAAGAAAGGAGGAAGUUUCAUUGCUUAAAUCUGAUUUUUAAUUAACAUUUGAUCGUUGGUGUUCAGGGUCAAAUUUUUGCUUUUACUUGUUAUGUAGCAAAACUCUGUUUUAUUAUAUAAAGAAUAACUGUGUUUUUGCAUUUGUUUGUUGUCUACUUCAAUGUUUUAAUAAACCAUCACACAUAAUUUUCA